AUGUCCAUUGAAGCUUUGGCGAUGGCGGGCGCAGACUACAUGGAAUGCGGUAUCAACUUCGAAGAGUGGGAGUCGAACGAUGGCCUGAAAGAUCCACCACCCUAUCUGUUAGCUGAUGAGCAGAGUUUUGAUGUUGAUCAGUUCCUCAGAACAAAGAGUGGUGCUGAUGAUAUGUUGGCGUUUGAUAGUGAUUACACAAAGCGAAAGCUUCUUGAAUGGGCUAAAUCUGUGUUUCAAUGUCUAACAUUGUAA
Messenger RNA from Prunus armeniaca (apricot), 252 nucleotides. Lineage: Eukaryota; Viridiplantae; Streptophyta; Magnoliopsida; Rosales; Rosaceae. The record is from the annotation of a GenBank genome assembly.